AUGGAAAGGUUGUCUGCGCUCUUAAUGAUGUAUUUAUUAGUUGUUGUGAAUCCGCGUAACAUUGCGUACUAUCCAUUUUACCACGACCCGGAAGCUAUAGUUUUCGAAGGACCAACUAAUUACAAUGAGACUCACGAACGUAAUUAUCAAGAGGACAGUGAUAAUGUGAGCACUAUUUACGAUAUAGAUGUAAGAUUCGGCCAACCAGACGACUGUCCGGCGGGAUAUGAAAAAGUUGGUGAUUUGUGUUUUCCCAAUGAUUGA
Pieris macdunnoughi is the source of this 264-nucleotide messenger RNA. NCBI's taxonomy places the organism in Eukaryota, Metazoa, Arthropoda, Insecta, Lepidoptera, Pieridae. The record is from the annotation of a GenBank genome assembly.